GAGGAGGCUGUUUGUUGGUGUUGUUUGGACGAGGGCUGGAGAGCCCCUUGGUUUGGUGUUUAACAAUAAUUGCAGGUAGACUUUUGAAAAAGUCGACACUAUAGCUUUUAAUUCGUACGAAUGCGGGGCGAAGAGUCGUCGGAUUCAGAGUCUGGGAGGAUGGAGGAGAGUUCAGUCAGAAGGAGUUUGGAGGCGUUGUGUCAGGAGCUGAACAUGGACGAGCAGACAGCCACUGAAGCUAUGGACAACUUCACUGCCAUCUGGAAUACGUACACUCUGGAGGGAGAGGUGGUCCACUGGCUGGCCUGCUCGCUCUAUGCUGCCUGCAGGAAGGGCUCCACUCCCACAGUGGGGAAAGGGCUGAUGGAGGGAAACUGUGUCUCCCUCACCAGGAUCCUUCGCUCCUCCAAGCUCAGUCUGAUCCAGUUCUUCUCCAAGAUGAGGAAGUGGGCCGACAUGUCCAACCUCUGUCAGGACUUCCGGCUGCGGAUGGACAGGCUGGAGCGCAACUUUGAGGUCUCCACCGUGAUCUUUCGCAAGUUCGAGCCCAUCUUUAUGGACAUGUUUCAGAACCCCCAGGGCUGCGAGCCGCCGCGGCAGCCGCGCAGCAGGAAGCACAGGCGACUGCCCUGUCACAUCAGCGAUGUGUUCAAGUUCUGCUGGACUCUUUUUGUCUACACUAAAGGGAACUUUCGUAUGAUCGGGGAUGACUUGGUGAACUCGUACCACCUUCUGCUCUGCUGUUUGGAUUUGGUGUUUGGCAACGCUCUGCUGUGCGCCAACAGGAAGGACCUCAUCAACCCGGCUUUUAGAGGUCUUCCUGCUCUGUACCGCUCCGACGGCCACGUUUCCCCCGACGAGCCUCCCCCCUGCGUGCUGGAGAGGCUGUGUGAGCUGCACGACGGGCUGGUGGUGGAGGCCAAAGGCAUCAAGCAGCACUACUUCAAACCAUACAUACAGAAACUGUUCCAGAAGCAGAUCCUGAAAGGAAACGAGGAGCUUUUGACUGAACUGUUGGAUCCACAGAACUUCUUAGAUAACAAGAAGGCCGUAAACAGAGAGUAUGAGGAGUACGUGUUGACGGUGGGGGACUUUGACGAGCGAGUGUUUCUGGAGGCUGAUGCCGACGAGGAAAUCGGGACUCCGAGAAAAGUCAUUCAGGAACGGUCCGCCGGCCAAAACGCCCAGAACCAGCUGCAGCAGCACGUGGAGAAGCCUGGCUCGCUGGCCCCCUCCACCCCCCUGACAGGCCGGGUCUACCUGAAGGAGAAAGACCUGCUGGUCACGCCCGUCUCCUCGGCAACGCAGAGCGUCAGCCGCCUCCAGAGCAUGGUGGCGGGUUUAAGGGCGGCCCCCAGCGAGCAGCUGAUGCAGAACUUCAAGUCCUGCUCCAGGGACCCCACAGAGUCCAUACUGGCUCGAGUGAAGACUCUGGGUCAAACCUUCAAAGAACAUUAUACCAACGACUCCGAAGACACGCCUGGCUCUCACAUCGACUUUGCCGAGAACCGUUUGAAGUUGGCAGAGAUCCUCUACUACAAGAUCCUGGAGAACGUCCUGGUUCAGGAAACCAAACGGCUGCAAGGCAGAGACAUGAGCGUUUUGCUUGAGCAGGACAUUUUCCAUUGCUCCCUGAUGGCUUGCUGUCUGGAGGUGGUGUUGUUUUCUUACAGCUCCCAGAGGACUUUCCCCUGGAUCAUCAACAUCUUCAAACUGGCCCCGUUUUACUUCUUUAAGGUCAUCGAGGUGUUCAUCCGCUCAGAGGAGGGCCUGUCUAGAGACAUGGUGAAGCAUCUAAACUCGAUCGAGGAGCAGGUUCUGGAGAGCAGAGCGUGGAAAGCAGACUCUGCCAUGUGGAGCGCCUUGCAGGCUGCUGGGAACAAAGUGCCCACAGUGGAGGAGGUCAACUUUUCCUCCAGUCUUGACACGGGUUCUGGUUCUAACAGCGGCGGUCAGUCUCACCUUCCCCUGGUGGCCCACUCCCCCAUCAUACACCCCCGCAUCAGGGAGUUCAGGUCGGGCCUGGGGAGCGCCCGUAAAGAGGUGCCGCCCUCUCCGCUGUCGGUCCACGACCGAUACAGCUCCCCGGCCGCCGGCAGCGCCAAGCGCCGUCUUUUCGGCGACGACCCCCCGGCCCCGGCCGCAGCCCAGACACCCAGCGGGAGCCCGCUGCCGUCCCCGGCCAAGAGGCUGACGUUUGGCUCCGGCGGCAGCACGCUGAAGAUCGGAGGCCAGGGAGGCCAGACCUCCAUCCUGAGCAUCCCUCUGCAAGGCAUGGGCAGCGAUCGCACCAUCACGCUGAUCCCCGUCCAGUCCUGCGACUCCUCCAACGUGGUCACCGCCCAGUUCCUGCUGACCGCCUCGCCCAGCCGGCCCACCGCCGCCGCCUUGACCUCUGAACCCCAGACAGGAGGUGGACGGCCGCGACGCACCGGCUCGCUCGCUCUGUUCUUUCGGAAGGUGUAUCACCUGGCCAGUGUGCGCCUGCGGGAUCUGUGCUUGAAGCUGGACAUCUCGUCGGAGCUGAGAGGGAAAAUCUGGACGUGCUUCGAGCACUCCCUGGUGCACUCCACCGACCUGAUGAAGGAGCGGCACCUGGACCAGCUGCUGCUCUGCAGCAUUUACAUCAUAUCGAAGAUCACCAAAGAGGCUCACACCUUCCAGGACAUCAUGAAGUGUUACCGCAGCCAGCCACAAGCCAGCAGCCAUGUCUACCGCAGCGUGCUGCUGCGUCGCGCUCCCAGAGAGCAGUCGGUGGAUGAAAACAUGGAGGUGGACUCUGUGUCUGGUGGAGAAUCUGCAGAGAAGUCUAUUCAGCUUCCAGGAGACGCAAACUCCGACCACUCGGGAGAAGAGGAACGCGGUGACCUGAUCCAGUUCUACAACACCGUGUUCGUCCUCAGGAUGAAGAGCUUUGCGUUGCGAUACGCCACCCACGACAACCGGGCGGACGCGCCCCCCCUCUCUCCCUUCCCAUCGGUCCGGGCUCAGCCUCUCUCUCCCCGCCGAGUCUCCCAGAAACACCUGCUGUACGUGUCCCCGCAUAAGAACUCGGCAGGCUGCCUCACCCCAAACUCCUACACGUACAGGAUCAACAGCAGCCCGUCCAAGGAGCUGGCCGACAUCAACCGGAUGGUCCAGCAGGGCUGCGUGAGCAGGAAGAGGGCUUUCACCAUGGAAGGGGACGUGAUGAUGUCAUCGGCGUGCGACUCGCCCAGCAAAAGGGCGUGCCCGGAAAACGGGAACAGCCCCGACGUGCUGCUGAAGCGGCUGCAGGACGUCGUGUCCGAGCGCCAGAGCCGCUGAGGAGCCGAGCCCCAAAUACCUGGAAACCAGUCAGGGCACUCGUCACUGAAACACACCUCGGGGAGUGUUUUCUGACCCCAGGGCUGGGAGUAACAGCAGCAAUAACAUCUGGAAUGUCACAUUUGAGUCAAAUUAGGAAUCAAGAAGCAAAAGCAGAGAUGUUUUAAGUUUC
Molecule: messenger RNA, 3478 nt
Organism: Menidia menidia (Atlantic silverside)
Lineage: Eukaryota; Metazoa; Chordata; Actinopteri; Atheriniformes; Atherinopsidae
Source: the annotation of a GenBank genome assembly